This is a messenger RNA of Phyllostomus hastatus (greater spear-nosed bat), 1223 nucleotides long. It is a transcript of the gene CD27, whose product is annotated as CD27 molecule. The coding region runs from base 96 to 881 and encodes 261 amino acids. Gene Ontology annotation, molecular function: transmembrane signaling receptor activity; protein binding. The transcript has 6 exons. Gene Ontology annotation, cellular component: external side of plasma membrane. The record is from RefSeq and is a predicted model, not a curated record. Gene Ontology annotation, biological process: positive regulation of B cell differentiation; positive regulation of T cell differentiation; negative regulation of apoptotic process. NCBI's taxonomy places the organism in Eukaryota, Metazoa, Chordata, Mammalia, Chiroptera, Phyllostomidae.
CAACCUGUAGCUGCUGCCCAGGGGGUGAAAGAGGAAACAGCACCCAGCGCUGAAGCCAGCCAGCAGUUAGCGAGAGAGUUCCCUGGGCAGGAGCCAUGGCCUGGCUGCCUUCCUGCUGGCUGUGGGUUCUGGUGACUCUGGUGGGGCUCUCUGCUACCCUGGCCUCUCAGGACUGCCCGAAGAAGCACUACUGGGCUCAGGGAAAAUGGUGCUGCCAGAUGUGUGAGCCAGGAAUGUUCCUCAAGAAGCACUGUGACGGGGAUAGACAGCCUGCUCAGUGUCAACCGUGUGUACUGGGGAUCUCCUACUCACCAGACCACAACUCCCGGUCCCACUGUGAAAACUGUCGGCACUGUAACUCUGGUCAUGUCAUUCGAAACUGCACCCUCACCUCCAACACUGUGUGUGCCUGCCCCAAGGGCCAGGAGUGCAGGGACAAGGAGUGCACCGACUGUGACCCCGCUCCGGGACCCUCGCUGACCCCUCAUCUAUCACGGGCCCCAGACCCACAGCCACAACCCACCCACUUACCUUAUGCCAAAAAAGUGCUGGAGGCCAGGACAGCCAGGCACGCACAGACUUUGGCUGACUUCAGUCCACCUGCCCCAGCUCUCUCUACUCAUUGGCCACUCACAGCCCAGAGGUCCCAGUGCAGCUCAGAAUGCAUCCGCGUCUUUGUGAUCCUGUCUGGAAUGUUCCUUGUUUUCACCACAGUCGGAGCCCUGUUCCUCCAUCAACAAAGAAAAUAUGGACUAAACAAAGGAGAAAAUCCGGUGGUGCCUGCUGAGCCCUGUCCUUACAGCUGUCCCAGGGAGGAGGAAGGUGAAGCCAUCCCCAUCCAGGAGGAUUACCGAAAACCUGAGCCUGCCUCCUACCUCUGAGCCAGCAGUCCCCAGAGAGGGGUCACCACUGCAAUAAAGGCCUAGCUUCCAGCACAGCGCACUGACCAUCCAGAAGCAGUGAGACCUGGCACUCCCUAUCUCAGUAGCAUGCUCUCAUCAGGACCCUUUCCUGUGUGCAGCCUUGAGAAAGCACCUUUGAGACUGGCAGUGAUGAGGACCCAUGGGAGGGCCAGGGUGGGAGGCAGGAUGUAUCCUGGCCCAGCCAGCUUCACCUCGGUGCUGGAGGGGGCCCAGCAUUCCAGUUGUAAUACACACGUUAAGCCUAUGAAAGGCCCGCAUGCUGUAUUUAGAACUUCUGCAAAAUAAAGUGACAGCCUGAUA